Molecule: messenger RNA, 399 nt
Organism: Magnusiomyces paraingens
Lineage: Eukaryota; Fungi; Ascomycota; Dipodascomycetes; Dipodascales; Dipodascaceae
Exons: 1
Coding region: 1-399 (132 amino acids)
Biological process (GO): protein transport
Source: RefSeq, a predicted model, not a curated record
AUGGCACUUGGUGGAAAUUUUUUACAAUCACUCAAGGAUUAUGACUUUCGUGAUUGGAUCAGAAUUAUUGUUAUUGUCUGUGGCUAUAUUUUGAUGCGACAACAGUUUGUUCAAUGGAGAACUCGUCGAUAUCAACGACAACAAGAAGAAGAAGACGAUGUUCUUAAGCAAGAAGCCCAUGAAGAAGCGAAACGUGUUGCUUUGGAGAAGAUGGAAUCUAAGGUCAAAGGUACUAGUGCUAAAAGUAGCGGUGCUUCUUGGGGCUGGGGAAAUACUGCCAAAGAAAGAUUUGAAAAACGUCGCAAGUACAUUGAAAAGCAAGCUAUGCGUAAGGCCGAAAUGGCUCAGAAUGAAGUCGACAUAGAUUCUGAUGAUGAAAUCAAUGAACUCCUCCAUUAA